GAGCAUGGAGCUGCGGAAGAAGUCGCACAAUCGGCUGCUUCGUUCCACACUUUUCCGCCCGAAAUCGCUUCUCCACGAUUGCGCAGACAGUUCUUGCAUCGAUCCUCCCGUCUUCGUUCGCCUCCCGCGAUUUGUUACGACCUUUGAGACGCCGAAAUCGGUGUAGAACUGGGUUCUGGAGGGGGGGGGAGGGGGGGUUGGUCUGACACGCCGCGCGCCCUUGAUUCCCGCCACUGUUCAUCGCUUUGAGAGCAUUAGUGGAGGGGUUUUCGAUGACGUUGGCUGCACUGGAUUGAGGCUCUUAGUCCCAAAGGGCUUGUGCAGAUUGGGUUUGUUUAGGUUUGUUUAGGUUUGUUCGGGCUCUCGGUCUCUGCGGAAUUCACGAAGGGGGAAUUUGUGUUUUGAAAAGUGCGAGUUGAAAGAAACAGCGUCUCGGAGCGAUUGUUGGGGUUGGUUCGGCUUCUGCUUGCGCUCAUUUUUUUUCUCCUCGCUCCCUCGCUCAUCAUUCAUCUGAAACUGCUGAUAAUGAGGUGAAGCUUGAGCUCGGGUGACGUUCUAUUUGAGGUUUUUUUUAGGGUGGCCCUUAACCCUCUGGCGUUACUGGAUCAUCCUGUUGAUAUUGGGCCCAUUUCGCGAGAUAAAACCCUACCCUAACGCUGCUGGGUUACUUGUUUCGGGACGGAUUCAUGAGAAUAAGGUGAAAUUAUGAGCAGGUGUAGGUGGUUUCUGGACUACUGGAUUUUGUGAAAGCUUCUGCCUCUGAUUAGCAGACAUUCUGGUCUUAAGAAUUGAGUUUGCAAGUGCGCAUUAGUACGGUCCGUGGUUGUUUAGGGAGCGCCGGAAGUUUUGGCGGUCUCUAAGCCUGCUUGCUGGCUUCGUGAACCUAAGAGUCGCAGGUACUAAUGUGAUCGUAAGUACCUACGCGUGUUACUGCAAAUAUCCUUCUUCGUCGUACAUGAAUAUGUUUUCGACUGAAACACAGCCAUGGUACUCGAAAUAUUUGCCGCUGGAGAAAUUACAAGUGCGUCGAAGAGUUACAUGUGCUCGGUAAUUUCACCUCGCUAGCUGGAUUUGAGACUCAGGUGUGAAAACCCCGGCGAACGAUUGGGAGCUUGGAAAUAUCAAUGCCAUUGAGAUUGCGCAUGGGAUUAGACCUACCUGAGCUAAGGGAAGUCGCACCUGCUAAGAAGUAGAGAUACAAAGCAGAGAGUAGAGCAUAGGGGUACAGAGAGAUGGUCUUGUGGUUUAACCGUAUAAAGGAUAGAGAGCAGUAGAUAAGGCCGCAAGUAGGUCUGAGAUGGAGCAAACAAGAAGUUGGUUUAAUCGGUUCCAGUCUAGAGGUGACAGGCUGAAGAGCAGUGAAUCCAAGAAGAAUGGCUCGGGAUCAGACAGUGGCAAGGACCUUGUGAAGACCGCUGGAUCCGACCUGGAUGCAGGUGAAGAGUUGCCAUCUAGUAUCACCAGGCAGAAAGUGGCAGCUGCGAAGCAGUACAUUGAAAACCACUACAAAUCGCAAAUGAAGAAUCUGCAAGAACGAAAAUUACGACGUUGGUCAUUGGAGCGCAAGCUGGCAGAUGCCGAUGUUACAGAAGAAGAACAAAACAAUCUUCUCAAGGACCUGGAGAGGAAAGAAACCGAGUAUAUGCGCUUGCAGCGCCACAAAAUGGGAGUAGAAGAUUUUGAGCUGUUAACUAUUAUAGGUCGUGGUGCAUUUGGCGAGGUGAGAUUAUGCAGGGAGAAAUCAAGUACGACUGUGUAUGCUAUGAAAAAGCUGAAGAAGUCUGAGAUGCUACGAAGAGGCCAGGUAGAGCAUGUUAAAGCAGAGAGAAAUCUACUCGCUGAAGUUGACAGCAACUGUAUUGUGAAGUUGUAUUGUUCAUUUCAAGACGAGGAUUACUUGUACUUGAUCAUGGAAUACUUACCAGGAGGAGAUAUGAUGACACUCCUUAUGCGUAAGGAUACACUUACAGAAGACGAAGCCAGAUUUUAUGUUGGACAAUGUGUUUUGGCUAUCGAGUCAAUCCACAAGCAUAACUACAUACAUAGAGAUAUAAAACCUGACAACUUGCUCUUGGAUAAGAACGGGCACAUGAAGUUAUCUGAUUUUGGUCUUUGUAAGCCUUUGGACUGCUCAAACUUACCUGCGUUACAAGAGUACGAGCAAAGUCAGGAUGUCGCUAGGGAUCCCUUAGAUCCCAGGCAGCACAGAUCUGCAUCCCCUGCACCAAGGCGAACACAACAGGAGCAGCUUCGACACUGGCAAAGGAAUAGACGCAUGCUGGCCUAUUCAACAGUCGGCACUCCAGACUACAUCGCUCCUGAAGUCCUGUUGAAGAAGGGUUAUGGGAUGGAGUGUGACUGGUGGUCACUUGGAGCAAUCAUGUACGAGAUGCUAGUUGGCUACCCUCCAUUUUACUCUGACGAACCUAUGACAACUUGUCGCAAGAUUGUCAACUGGAGAAAUAACUUGAAGUUUCCGGACGAAGCGAAGCUAACACCAGAAGCGAAAGAUCUUAUCAGUAGAUUGCUGUGUGACGUGGAGAACCGUCUUGGCACCAGGGGUGUCCCUGAGAUUAAGAAUCAUUCGUGGUUCAAAAACCAUGGAUUGCCUUGGGAUAAGCUGUAUGAUAUGGAGGCAGCUUUUAAACCCGAGGUGAAAGAUGAGCUGGAUACUCAGAAUUUUGAGAAGUUCGAAGAGAGCGACUCUCAGAUACCAUCAUCUACAAGAUCAGGACCAUGGAGAAAGAUGCUGUCAUCGAAGGACGUGAACUUCGUGGGGUACACUUACAAGAAUUUUGAGAUUGUCCAGGAUGCCAAUGUUCCUGGAAUUGCGGAGUUAAAGAAGAAGGGCAAGCCAAAGAGGCCAUCCAUCAAGACACUCUUCGAUCCAAAUGGAGGUCCAAAUGGCCACAUUCAAGGCAGCUUUCUCUGCCACUUACCUACACCUAUUGAGAUAUCAGAGAGUCCAGAGACUUCACCAUCUGGCAGCAUUUCAUCUCCCGCCCAUCCGAACUCGAGCUAUUACAAACCACCACCUCCGUUGUAUCCAUAUCAAAGUCAUGCCCGAUAGCUAGUUUUCUACCCCUCUAUUCAUUUCAAAGCAUUGUGCGAUUGCCAGGCACCCAGUAACACGCCUGCAUGCCUACUUUACUCUGAUGUUCACAGUUCUGUAUCUCGUUCCAAAGGGCUCACUACAGGACUGACAUGAAGAUGUAUUUAAGACUUAAUCGAUAUGACAAGUGGGUUGAGUGUAAAUGGUCUACAUUUAGGUACAAUCUUUCUUUCAGGUUGAUUCAUUUGAAGCGAUCUCUGUCUCUGAAGUUGGCCAGAGCCAGUAAAUAAAGUGCAUCAAAAUACAAUCAUAGA
Molecule: messenger RNA, 3366 nt
Organism: Physcomitrium patens
Lineage: Eukaryota; Viridiplantae; Streptophyta; Bryopsida; Funariales; Funariaceae
Biological process (GO): protein phosphorylation
Molecular function (GO): protein serine/threonine kinase activity; ATP binding
Source: RefSeq, a predicted model, not a curated record